AUGGCGUCUUCGAAUUUCGGUCGUGCAGCUCUCAAUUCCCCUCCUAUCUUCACUGGCUCGAAUUACACGUCAUGGAAGAAGAGGAUGAAGAAGUUCCUCUGGACAAUUGAUGACGAGCUGUGGUUGGUUGUCCAAAAUGGUCCUAUUCAAAUGGAUGUCGAAAAUCAACCCCAGUGGACUGCAGUUCAAAAGAAAAAUGCUCAGUUAAAUCAACGGGUGUGCAUGUCUUGCAAGCUGUGA
Messenger RNA from Linum tenue, 240 nucleotides. The record is from the annotation of a GenBank genome assembly. Lineage: Eukaryota; Viridiplantae; Streptophyta; Magnoliopsida; Malpighiales; Linaceae.